UUCUUUUAUUUAUUAAAAACAUGGCACAUAUUCUAACCUUUGUGUCCUGCUAGCACAUUAAAGCAACAUCGUUGUCAAAUAUCAAACCUCAGCUUUUUUUAAAUAAGACAUAUUGAGCCAAAGAUGUUGACCAUCAGAAAGAAGAAACUCUCCAAUGAUCUAGGGAAGGGUCAGAGAUACAACACAACACAGAGAGAGAUUUCAAUCAAGUUUUAUGGACUUAGUUUCUCUCAUCUUUAUAUCUUCUUGAAGGCUUCUUGAUCUUUGCACAGAUCAACUUUUUCAGUAUAUAUAUAUAUAUGUUGGUUAUCUUGAGGGUUGUGUAAGAAAAUACACACAUGGCAAUGGCAUAUUCAAGAGAUGGUGAAGAGAUUAGUCCAGCUGCAAGGCUGUUUCAUUCACCAUCAUUUAACUGUUAUGUGAUUGCCAUCCUUGGUUGCAAGACAGACAUCAAUGUUCAAGUUAUUAAAGAAGGUUUAUGUCAUACUCUUCUUAAGCAUCCUAGGUUCACCAGCAAACUUGUCAAGAAAGGGAGAAAAACAAGAUGGGCACAAACAACAAUUGACUUAGACAACCACAUCAUAGUUCCACAAAUACAUUCCAAACCAGACUACCCAGAUAGAUUUGUUGAGGACUAUAUUUCCAAUUUUACCAAAACACCCCUAGACAUAUCCAAACCACUAUGGGAACUUCAUCUCCUGAACAUCAAAACCUCAACUGCAGAAUCUGUUGGAAUAUUUAGAAUCCACCAUUCACUUGGUGACGGUACGUCUCUCAUAUCACUUCUCAUCGCAGGCACUCGCAAAACCUCUGAUCCUAACGCAUUACCAACAAUCCCAACAACAAAUAAGAAAAAUGUCUCUGUCUCAAAUGCGCGCAGAUGCUCAACUCUUGUCUCGUUUUGGAUGAGUGUUUUGUCGGGGUUUAGUCUGAUUUGGAACACUAUUGUUGAUGUUUUGUUUCUUGUUUUAACCAUUUUGUUCUUUAAGGACACUCAUACUCCUUUAAAAGGCUCACAUGGGGUUGAGCUCAAUACCAAGAAAUUUGUUCAUCGUACCAUUCGUAUGGAUGACAUUAAACUCGUCAAGACCGAAAUGAAAACGACCGUCAAUGAUGUUUUGUUUGGGUUAGCACAAGCUGGUAUCACUCGCUACUUGAAUCGAGAAUAUGGUGUGGAAGAUAAAAAUGAUGGUACCGCAAUGCAGAGAAAAAGCAAAAUCCCUAAGAACAUUCGCCUCAGGGCUUCAAUUCUAGUUAACAUUAGACCUUCUCCAGGAAUUCAGGAUUUAGCAGAUAUGAUGGCUGAGAAAGGAAAAGCCAAAUGGGGUAACAAAAUGGGAUAUGUAACUUGUCCUUUUAAUAUUGCCUUACAAGAAGAUCCAUUGGAAUAUGUUCGUCAAGCUAAGGCCAUAAUUGACAGAAAAAAACACUCUUUGGAAGCUAUUUGCUCUUAUGCUUGUGCAAAAUUGGUUCUCAAUUUAUUUGGAGCUAAGGUUGCUGGUGCCAUAACAAGAAGGGUUUUAUUUCACACAACUAUAGCAUUUUCUAAUGUGGCUGGUCCAGUGGAAGAAGUUAGCUUCUAUGGACAUCCUGUUGCAUACAUUGCUCCAAGUGUAUAUGGACAUCCACAUGCACUAACCAUUCAUUUUCAAAGUUAUGCUAAUCAGAUGACAAUUUCUCUGGCAGUUGAUCCAACCAUCAUUCCAAAUCCCUACCUCUUAUGUGAUGAUUUAGAAGAAUCACUCAAACUCAUUUGUGAUAAUGUUGUUAAGAAAAGGCACAUUGCUGAAAUUAUUUAAAACUAAAGAAUUUAAUUACAGCCUCUUACAAAACUUUCACAAUAUUAUGUGUUAUUUUUUUAAUCUAGUAUCAGACAC
This is a messenger RNA of Lathyrus oleraceus (garden pea), 1877 nucleotides long. Its product is annotated as wax ester synthase/diacylglycerol acyltransferase 11. Lineage: Eukaryota; Viridiplantae; Streptophyta; Magnoliopsida; Fabales; Fabaceae. The transcript is spliced from 8 exons. Bases 339 to 1799 code for a protein of 486 amino acids. Gene Ontology annotation, biological process: triglyceride biosynthetic process. Gene Ontology annotation, molecular function: diacylglycerol O-acyltransferase activity. The record is from RefSeq and is a predicted model, not a curated record. Gene Ontology annotation, cellular component: plasma membrane.